UCUUCUCCACUGACCCAGAGAACAGAGUGAGGAAGAAAGGAACAGAGAAAGAAAAGGAGGAAAAUAGUGGAGUGAAGGAGAGAAAGCAGAGAGACAAGUGGAUUACCCUUUCCUGGAGGAAGCUCGUGCUGAAGAGUGAGAGGGACAAUAGCAGGCACACUUUUCCCAGUGCCUCAUCUUCUCCUGCAUACGUCUCCAGCUUAGUGUGUGUGUGUGUGUGUGUGUGUGUGUGUGUGUGUAUAUAUCGUGCAGUCUGUUUGGCCAGACUUUAGCUGGUGGAUCUAUCUGGCGGUGCUGAAGCCAUGGUGCUGGCCAGCAGGGCAGCAAGGAGAGAGGGCACUUCAUCCGGGGCUCUUGCCUCCCUCUUCAGAGUCACUCUGCUCUUUUUUGGGCUUUGGGAUGUCCAGACGCAAACAGUCACCAACACCAAACCCACCUACAUCUGGCAAACAGGGCCAUGGGGAAGGUGUAUGGGCAGCGAGUGUGGUCCAGGAGGAAGUCAAAGCCGGGCAGUAUGGUGUGCCCACUCCGAGGGCUGGACUACAUUACACACCAACUGCCUUCAGUCAGAACGGCCCAGCAACCAGCAGAGCUGCUUCCGUGUGUGCGAUUGGCACAAAGAGCUGUAUGACUGGCAGCUAGGGGCAUGGAACCAGUGUAUGCCUGUUUCCAUGCGCAACGUGGGCAUGCCAAGGCCAAUGGUGUGCUCGCGGGGCGAGGAGGGCAUCCAGACCCGAGAGGUGGGCUGCGUGCAUAAGGCGGAUGGUGUGUCUGCAGAAGAUGCCAUCUGUGAGUACUUUGAGCCCAAGCCACGAUUAGAGCAGGCCUGUCUUAUCCCCUGCCCACGUGACUGCGUUGUUUCCGAGUUCUCUCCAUGGACGUCCUGCUCCAAGAGUUGUGGGAUGGGCCUACAGAACCGCAUACGGUCUGUUCUGGCCCCACCCCUUUUUGGCGGAUCAGCUUGCCUGAACCUCACAGAGUUCCGCACCUGCCAGCCCGGACCUUGCAAGGGCCAGGAGAGCUUCUACAGUCUGAGGGUGGGCCCUUGGGGCCCCUGCACCAUUUCACCUGUGCGGCAGAUCCGAGAAGCCCGAGAGCUAAAAGCAGAACGGAAAGCAAAACAGGACAGGCAGUCAAGGCAAGACCGCCAGGGCAAACGUCGCAAGAACAAAAAGAAAAAAGAGUUGAAGGAAAACAAAGGAGAACGUGUGAGGGAAAGGGUGAAGGAGAAAGGGAAGGUGAGGGACCCAGAGACACGAGAGCUCAUCAAAAAGAAGAGGACGAGGAAUCGUCAGAACCGGCAAGGAUUGAAGUUUUGGGACCUGCAGGUGGGCUUCCAGACCCGGGAGGUGACGUGUGUGCACCGAAGCGGAAGCCCGGCAGCGCUCAGCCUUUGUAACCAGCAGACUCUCCCGGUGACAUACCAAGCCUGUGUCAUCCCCAAGGACUGUGAGUUGUCGGAUUGGUCGGACUGGUCGGACUGUUCAAAGGAAUGCUAUGAUCUAAAUGGACGCAAGGGACGGUACACACGCACACGUCAGGUGCAGCAGUUCCCUGUGGGUGGAGGAGCAGUGUGCCCUGAGCUGGAGGAGAGCGAGCCAUGUUUACCGCAUGGAGAAGGAAUCCCUCCAUGUGCAGUGUAUAAUUGGAGAACCACAGAGUGGAGCGAUUGCAGAGUAGACGUGCUCCUCAGCCAACAGGACCGUCGCCGGAGCAACCAGACUGGGCUCUGUGGAGGAGGGGUUCAAACCAGGGAGGUCUACUGCAUUCAAGUCCCCUCGGAAACCUCAUCUAACCUUAGCUCCCUCAAGAACAAAGACGCCUCUCGUCCAGUGGACAGUGACCUAUGUUUGGGAGUUCCUCCUAACACCACUCAGCUGUGCCAUAUACCCUGCCCUAUGGAAUGUGAGGUGUCUUCUUGGAGCGCAUGGGGGCUCUGCACCUUUGAAAACUGCCAAGAUCAGUCCACCAAGAAAGGUUUCAAACUUAGGAAAAGGAAAAUAAUGAAUGAGCCCACAGGUGGGACAGGAAAUUGCCCCCACCUGACUGAAGCAAUUCCCUGUGAGGAGCCCAAUUGCUAUGAUUGGCUGCUGGUGAAGCUGGAAGAGUGUGUGCCUGACAAUGACAAAGUAUGUGGACCAGGAACCCAAAAUCCACAAGUACAAUGUGUCAACAGUGACGGUAAAUAUGUGGACAGACAGCUCUGUCGGGAUGCCAUCCUCCCCAUGCCUGUGCUGUGUGAGGUGCCCUGCCCAAAGGACUGUGUGCUCAGUCCCUGGACUACCUGGUCUCUGUGCUCCAACAGCUGCUCAGGGAAAAACACAGAGGGCAAGCAGACCAGAGCACGCUCCAUUAUGGCCUACAAUGCUGGGGAAGGUGGGGGUCAGUGCCCAAACAGCAGUGCCUUGCAGGAGGUGCGUAACUGUAAUGAUCAUCCCUGCACUGUGUACCACUGGCAAACGGGACCCUGGGGUCAGUGCAUAGAGGAUACCUCCGUUCCUCCUGCCAACAGCUCGCUCAGCCGCAGCGGAGCAGGAGUCGGCACUAAUGAGGAGUUCUGCUCGGUAGGGAUGCAGACACGGAAAGUUAUCUGUGUCCGGGUCAAUGUAGGCCAGGUGCCACCUAAAAAGUGUCCAGAGAGCCUGCGUCCAGAGACAGUGAGACCAUGUCUUCUGCCCUGUAAGAGAGACUGCAUCAUCACUCCGUACAGUGAUUGGACACCUUGCCCCUCCUCAUGCCAGACAGGAGGUGCCAUCAUAAAGAAACAAUCCAGGAAACGCAUCAUUGUUCAGCUUCCGGCCAAUGGGGGCCAGGACUGCCCAGAAGUGCUCUUCCAGGAAAAGGAAUGUGAUGCCUCAUCUUUUUGUCCAGGCUACAGGUGGAAAACUCACAAGUGGCGUAGAUGUCAGUUGGUGCCUUGGACCAUUCGGCAGGACACUCCUGGAGCUCAGGAGAUCUGUGGGCCAGGACUACAGACUAGAGCUGUCUCCUGUAAGAAGUUGGAUGGUGGACCAGUAGAUGUUUCAGCCUGUCUCAAGUUUGCUGGUCCUAUGCCUCAACUCACUCAAUACUGUCAGCUUCCAUGCCAGAAUGACUGCCAGCUGACUAACUGGUCCAAAUUCUCAUCCUGUGCUGCUGAUUGUGUGGGCGUUAGAACCAGGAAAAGGAUGCUUGUUGGUAAAAGCAAAAAGAGAGAGCAAUGUAAGAACACCCAGAUGUACCCUCUGAGUGAGACCCAGUACUGCCCCUGCAACAAGUACAACGCCCAGCCGGUGGGGAAUUGGUCCGACUGCAUCCUGCCCGAGGGUGGCCGUGUAGAGGGUCUUUUGGGUAUGAAAGUGCAAGGUGAUAUCAAGGAGUGUGGCCAGGGCUACCGAUAUCAAGCCAUGGUGUGCUAUGACCAGGAUAACCGCCUUGUAGAGACGUCACGCUGCAACAGUCAUGGUUAUAUUGAGGAAGCUUGUAUUAUCCCCUGCCCAUCUGACUGCAAACUCAGUGAGUGGUCAAACUGGUCUCGAUGCAGUAAGUCUUGUGGCAGUGGAGUCAAAGUACGAUCCAAAUGGCUUCGAGAAAAACCUUAUAAUGGCGGAAGACCCUGCCCCAAACUGGACCAUGUGAAUCAGGUGUAUGAAGUGGUUCCGUGUCUGAGCGACUGUAGUCAGUAUGUCUGGGUGGCUGAGCCGUGGAGCGUCUGGAAGGUCAGCAGUGUUGAUCUGAAGGAGAAUUGCGGUGAAGGUGUACAGACGAGGAAAGUAAGGUGCAUGCAGAACACUGUUGAUGGGCCUUCAGACCCCGUAGAGGACUAUCUCUGUGAUCCAGAGGAAAUGCCUCUUGGGGCCAGAGAAAGAAAACUUCCCUGUCCAGAGGACUGUGUUCUGACCGAUUGGGGCCCUUGGAGUCUAUGCCCAUUACCAUGCAAUGCAAACAGUACAAGGCAGAGGACUGUCAGCCCUAUCCGUCAGCCUGGUGAAGGAAAACAGUGUCCUCCAACAACAGAGAAGGAACAAUGCACCAUGAACACCAACUGUUUCCAUUACUCUUACAAUAUUACAGACUGGAGCACAUGUCAGCUGAGUGAACGAGCGGUGUGUGGGGUUGGAUUCAAGACACGCAUGUUGGACUGUGUUCGCAGUGAUGGCAAAUCUGUGGACCUCAAGUUUUGUGAGGAGCUUGGACUUGAUAAAAAAUGGCAGAUGAACGCUUCCUGUGUUGUCGAGUGCCCCGUCAACUGCCAGCUGUCUGAUUGGUCAUCUUGGUCUGAAUGCUCUCACGCCUGUGGCCUUGCAGGAAAGCUCUGGAGGAGGAGAACUGUGAUCCAGGCCUCUCAGGGAGAUGGAAGACCAUGUUCUUCACAACUGGAGCAGUGGAAACCCUGUCCUGUUAAACCCUGCUACAGCUGGAGAUACAGCGCUUGGUCUCCUUGCAUGUCUGAGGGUGCACAAUGUGGAGAGGGUCUUCGGUUCAGGAAUGUGUCCUGCUUUGUGACUGACGGUUCUGGGAAGGAUCAAGGCAGUAUGGUUGAUGAGGAGCUGUGUGGAGACCUGGAGCAGGCAGUGGAUGGAGACAAACAGAUCAUCCUGCAAGAGUCCUGCACGGUGCCCUGCCCAGGUGAGUGUUACCUGAUGGACUGGACUGCAUGGAGCCCGUGUCAGCUGAGCUGUAUCAGCGGGAACGAUUUGGGAUUUGGUUCUGUGCAGGUGCGUUCUCGUGCUGUUGUAGCUCAGGAACCCGAGAAUCUUCUGCAGUGCCCAGAACAGGAAUGGGAAGCCCGACCAUGUACAGAGGGCCAGUGUUAUGAGUACAAAUGGAUGACUGGUGCAUGGAAAGGCUCAUCUCGACAAGUCUGGUGCCAGCGCUCAGAUGGAUUAAACGUCACAGGUGGAUGCCCAUUGACAAGCGAGCCAGUGGCAGACAGAUCAUGUGACCCGGCCUGUGACAAACCUCGCUCAUACUGCACUGAGGCUGGCAUAUGCGGCUGUGAAGAGGGUUAUACUGAGGUCAUGACAUCAGAUGGAGUGCUGGAUCAGUGCACGGUCAUACCAGUGCUUGAGAUCCCCACUGCCGGAGACAGCAAAGCUGAUGUGAAAACGAUCAGAGCCCUGAACCCCACCCAGACCACCGCCAACCUGCCAGGUCACUCUGGUCGCACCUGGUUCCUGCAACCCUUCGGACCCGAUGGCAAACUGAAGACCUGGGUUUAUGGUGUGGCAGCUGGAGCUUUUGUACUGCUUGUGUUCAUUGUCUCUAUGACUUACUUAGCCUGCAAAAAGCCAAAGAAGCCCCAGAGAAGACAGAUGAAUAACAGACUCAAGCCUCUGACUCUGGCUUAUGAUGGUGAUGCUGACAUGUAGCCUAACCGCAUCUGCUUGUACUAGAGAUACCCGCAUCCCUCCACAGUUGGCUACCGGUUCAAAGCCUCAAACAAAGAGACUCACGCAAACUUAUGGACUUCAUUUUAUAAGACGCUCUUAGAACCUCAGUGAGACUCUAUUCAUGUUUAUAUGAUAUUUCUCCCUCCUCCUUUUUUACGUUCAAGUUUUUACUUUCUUUCACGAGAGCCUUCACAAAUUAUGAUCUUCUUUAGGUAGUCUGCCUUCACCUCUCUGCCGUUGACAUCUUUCUAUAUAAACUUGUCUGUCAGGAGGAAAGUUGCAGGACCCUUUUAAAUAGAGAGGUGUUUGCUGAGAAAGCACAAAAUACGCCCUUCUCUUUUAUAUCACACUCUUGUCAGUUUCUGCAGUGUUUUGACUGUUAAUGCUGAGACAGACAUUGUAGGUAGCUGUUGGGACGUGUCUUGUUCAAACAAUUUAAAUACACAGUUUUGCAUUUUCAGCCCUGAAAUAUGCUCGAAUUUCUGCUGGAUCCUUCUCCGCAUCAAUAUUUUGUGGUAAGAAGUAUUGAAAUGAGCAGAUUCUAUGGGCCUCUAGCACCCCCAUAAACACUCUGGCCUGCCUUUCCCCUUCUCUGUAUUCAGGCUCUAUUUUGCACUAUAUUAGUGCAGCAUGAACAUUUACUUAUAUAGCAUUGCCAUAUAAAGCUGCCUCUCCCGAAACAGGAUGAUGUACAUUCUUGUGCUAGAAAUGUUUCUUAUAAAGAGAGCGAGAGAAAACAAAAGUAGCCCUUUUACUUCUGACAAAACUCACCAAUGUGUUUAUACAUACUUGUUUACUGGUUAACUCUUGUUUGUGAUAAUGGGGCACUGUUGAAAAGAUUAAUUGUAGACUCCACAAAACCCCCUGUUGUAUGUACAGUUACAAUCAGAGAUGUGUUGCUUUCUUUGCCUAAUUGACUUAAUGUGUAUUAUUCAAUGGUUCUUUUCACCUUAGAGAUCUGGGUUGGUGAAGUUUUCCAUGUCUUUCUUCUUGGAUUCAAAGGGCUCUGUGUUCACAGUCUGAGUGCUUUUAACAGUAUGAUGUUUGUUUUCAAGUAUUGCUCAUCCUUCUGUGUCUAUGUAAACCUAUUCUGUUUGCAGUCUAUUUAACAUGGCUACCUAACACAACAACGGCGUGCAAAUCCAGAUCAGCUACACUCCAAAAACCAAAGCUCUGAUAUUCAAAGAUUCAGUUUGGCAGUAUUAUCUCUGGUUUAAAAUAUCUGAGGUUUAAAAUAUCUCAUUAACUCAUAACAGGAAGUUUGAUCAAACUCCUAUGGUUUGUGCUUGCACAUUACAUGUGUUUGUAAUGUUCAAUUUUGAAAGGAAAAAGGAAAGAAAAUAGAAAAGUUAUAAUUAUCACACCAGGAAAGCCAUGAAAGUGCAUGUUGUACAUCAACAGAAUUGGUUAAGUGGAUGAUAUGUGGAUUCAGAUGUGACUGAAACAGUCGUCAGCAUCACCAACCAACUAAAAAAUGGGUUAAUAAGCACAAAUAAGUAGAUUAGGGCCAGUAUUCCCAGAAACCAUAUCUACAGUGAAUGAAAUAUGGGCACUAUUGAUCUCUAAAGGCAUAUCAUGAAAUUUACUUUAAAUUAUCUACAACGGGUGAAAGGAAUGUUUACUUUUGUAUAUGUUAAUACUUGUUUUGUUAAUUUGUAAAUACACAAAUUAUCUUUUAUUUAAUGAUUUCUUUAUUAUAUAUACAUUUGUUCAUGUAUUUUUUACUUUACAAAGUGUUAAGUAUAAACCUCUCAAAGUGUGUGUGUGUGUGUGUGUGAGUGAGAGAGAGAGAGAGAGAGAGAGAGAGAGAGAGAUACUGAUGUUACUGACCUUCGCUGGGGCGAGCCAGCUUACUGUGUGAAAAUGUUGCUUUCUUUUCCUACAGGUUGUUUAUACUGUAUGUGUCUGAUGAAUUGCUGAUAAUAAACAAGAAAAACA
Messenger RNA from Myxocyprinus asiaticus (Chinese sucker), 7310 nucleotides. Its product is annotated as thrombospondin type-1 domain-containing protein 7A-like. The coding region runs from base 303 to 5351 and encodes 1682 amino acids. The record is from RefSeq and is a predicted model, not a curated record. Gene Ontology annotation, cellular component: plasma membrane. NCBI's taxonomy places the organism in Eukaryota, Metazoa, Chordata, Actinopteri, Cypriniformes, Catostomidae. Gene Ontology annotation, biological process: actin cytoskeleton organization. The transcript has 27 exons.